Molecule: messenger RNA, 4096 nt
Organism: Onychostoma macrolepis
Lineage: Eukaryota; Metazoa; Chordata; Actinopteri; Cypriniformes; Cyprinidae
Gene: snx21
Product: sorting nexin family member 21
Exons: 4
Coding region: 157-1347 (396 amino acids)
Biological process (GO): protein transport
Cellular component (GO): early endosome membrane
Molecular function (GO): protein binding; phosphatidylinositol phosphate binding
Source: RefSeq, a predicted model, not a curated record
UCUCAGUAAGUAACUUAGUGGUCAGUGAAUAACUCCCAUCAGUGUUAAUACCUCUCCGUCUCUUUAUUUGCAGAUGAAAAUGAUUUAACCAGCACCAUGAAGAGCUGAUCAUAUGUAGUUUAGAGGUCUGUAACUCGGGGUUGGAGAAAAGCUGGAAUGGCCUCUAAACUAUUCGACAGACUUCGCCGUACGCUAUUCAAAGAAGGGGAGCUUCCUUCAGAGACGGACGGUCACGGAGCAGAUGACUUUCCAGAAAGUUCUGAGCUUGAGGAUGACACAGACUGCGUGUCGGCCAGACUCGGAGGAACCCUGUGCUUUGAGGGUGAUGGGGUCCUGGACUCUGAGGAUGCAGGAGACGCGUCAGGGCCAGACAGCGACUCUGACUUUUUUGGAGAGUCCAUAGAUAAUGCAUGUAGCAGCACAGAAACCAGCCCAAUAGGUCCUUCCCCAAAAACCUCCAACAUGAUCACCAGACAACUACAAGAAAACUGGCGGAGCUCAAAAACUCGUUGCAUUCCUGAAAAACUUAUUUUUGAGGUGACUGACGCCAGUGUUGUGCAUGAUACAAAUUCCAAGUAUGUGCUCUACACGAUUCACGUAAUCCAUUCUGGGACGUUUGACAAAACUCCCGCGGUCAUCACGCGGCGCUACACUGACUUCGAGCGUCUACACAGCCGCUUGCGCCGCCGCCACGGAGACGAGAUGGAUGGCGUGUUCUUCCCUCGCAAGAAGCUGCGCAAGAACUUCGCCGCCGAGACCAUUGCCAAGCGCAGCCGGGCAUUCGAGCAGUAUCUGACCCACCUUCACUCCCUUCCUGAACUACGGAUCACACCUACGUUUCUUGAGUUCUUCUACCUGGGUGAUCUGCGCGCGGGCCAGAUGCUGAUGCGAGUGGGCCGGUACCAAGACGCCCUGGGCUCUCUUCUCAAUGCUCUGCGACUCCAGGAGAAGUUAGGAUGCCAUCAGCUCCUGCAGCUCAACCAGCUCCAGAGGGUUCAUUGGUUCUUCACGCUCUCCGCCUUGGUCACCUGCUUUCAAGAACUAGAACAGCUCAGUGAGGCUCAGGAACACUGCGACCGAGCCCUGCAGGACCUAGCGCCUUCCCAGGAGGCUUUGCAGCAGCACCAGUUGCACCCUCUGCUCAUCCCGCUCCUCCAAUCCAACGUCAGGCUGUCCUGGAAGAUCUCGAAGGACAAGAGGCGCUGGGAGGCUCUUCUGCAGGACAUCCAGGAGCAGGGGAUUGAUAUCGGGAAUCAGCCCAACCUAAAGGAGUGUCUAAUUAAAGAGAGCAUCGAGGACAGUGAAGGGCUGGUCAGGGCUAAGAGCAAAAGUGAAGAUGCCCCGUAAGAAUUCAGGUUUAUUAUUGUUUUGAAUAUGAGCAUUAGAGGUUAUGAGGGAUGAUUCUGAUAUGUAUGAUAGUUUACUAAGGAAACCUGUGGAAUUAAUACUAACUUGUAUAAUGCACAAUAUGCAAAAUACACAUACAUUUCAUGGGCACAUUUCAGUAGUAUUUAUUAUAGACUUAUUCUUUAUUUGGCAACUCUUUACUAUAUGAUUCAAUUUGUUAACAUUACUUAAAGGAGUAGUUGACCAAAAAUGAAAAUAUGCUUAAAAUUUACUCACCCUCAGGCCAUCCAAGACGUAGAUGAGUUUGUUUUUUCAUCAGAACAGAUUUGGAGAAAUUUAGCAUUAUAUCACGUGCUCAACAAUGGAUCCUCUGCAGUGAAUGGGUGCCGUCAGAAUGAGAGUCCAAACAGCUGAUAAAAACAUUACAAUAAUCCAAAAGUAAUCCACAUGACUCAAAUCUGUCAGAUAAUGUGUGGUGUGAAGUGAAAAGCUGCAUGUUUGCAAGAAACAAAUCCAUCAAGACAUUUUUAACAUUAAACUCUCGAUUCUGGUGAAAUUAUUUUAUAAUAAUUAGUGCUGUCAAAUGAUUAAUCACGAUUAAUCGCAUCCAAAAUAAAAGUUUUUGUUUACAUGAUAUGUGUGUGUAUUGUGUAUAGUUAUUAUGUAUAUAUAAAUACACACACAUACAGCAUAUAUUUUGAAAAUAUUUACAUGUAUAUAUUUAUAUACAUAUAAUUUGUAUCAUAUAUAAAUAUUUAAUAUAUAAACGUUACAUAUUUUUCUAAAAUAUAUACAUGCAUGUGUGUGUUUAUAUAUACAUAAUAAAUAUACACAGUACACAGACCUAUCAUGUAAACAAAAACCUUUAUUUUGGAUGAGAUUAAUCGCGAUUAAUCGUUUGACACACUAAUAAUAAUGCUUCCUCUAGUGAAAAAGUCAAUUUCCUGUUGUCCUCUCAUUUUGUAUUUUGGACUGUUUUUACUUAUAAAUGGUGCUUGAUCUCUGCAUAUUUCUCCCCUGAUUCAGAUGAAAUGAGACUUUUUCACAGGAGAAAGUUAUAUUAUGAAACUCGUAUUUUAGCCAGUUUGACGUUAAAAACAUCUUAGUGAUGGAUGGUUUAAUAUAAACAUGACUCUUUUCUCUUUGCAAGUUGUUAAUUGAUGGACUAGAGUCGUGUGGACUACUUAUGAAUUAUGUUUUUAUCAGCUGUUUGGACUCUCAUUCUGACGGCACCCAUUCACUGCUAAAUAAUAUAUUUAAUUUCUCCAAAUAUGUUCUGAUGAACAAACUCUUCUACAUCUUGGAUGGCCUAAUGGUGAAUAAAUGUUCAGCAAAUUUUGAUCUUUGGGUGAACUAUUCCUUUAAUGCAUUCGGCAUUAUAAACUAAUAAUACUUAUGCAGAGUUUAAUUUCUACACUAAAUAUGCUAAAACAUUUUUCAAGUUUAAAUUAACAGUAGUUAAUGAUCAAGUCAGCAAUAAAGUAAUUUAUAAAUUAAUAUUCAACUGCAUUAAUAAAUGCUGAAAUAUAUAUGAAGAGUUCAUUUGCAAAAACAGAUAAAUCAUGUUUUUUCAUUGUGCAUUCCAAUUAAUGUCGAUGAAACUGCAGUUUUUGUUUUUUUGACUAGGUUAAAAAAAUAACUAAAAAAACAGCUAACUAACACAAAACACAAUAAAAACGAUAACAAUAAAAAACAUGAUUUUUGAAAAUUAAAAAAAAAAUCUGUUUUUGCAAAUAAACUCUUCUCAUAUAUGUGUAUAUAUAUAUAUAUAUAUAUAUAUAUAUAUAUAUAUAUAUAUAUAUGCAUUUAUUAUUAUUAGUAGUAGUAGUUUAUUAUAGCUCUAAUGCUUUAACUGGUGUCAACAAAUUGAACUUGUAAAUUGUUACCCUUUAUUUUUGUAUCCUAUAAAAUCGUCACCUGGGAACCGUGUUUUGGUGUGACACAGAACUUUUGAACCACUUAAUUCCUUAUUUUCAGCUGUCAUGAGUUGCAGCCCGGUUGUUUUGUGUCUUAUGUUUAGUAGCCUUGAGCUACACAAACUAUCAGCCUUCAUUUAGCACCUCUAGCACACAUUAUUUAGAGUGGACAUUGGAAAGAAUUAAACGAGGCUGUCUACUCUAAAUUCUGCUGUUUACAUUCAGCUACCUUGGACUGAUUUGCCUUUUUGGUGAAGAAUGCAGUAUGGAUUAUUAAAGUAAAGGGAAUUUCCUCUUUCGGUGUAAAUUAUAAAUUGAUUGAUUGUCAGAUACUGCUACAACAGCUUUUGGUGCUGUGAACUACAAUUUGAAUCUUUAUGUUUUGUUGUUGAGCUCAGAGUGCUUUUAAAACUUCAGGUCACAACAGUUUAUUUAGGCAGUGCAAAUAACACUAAACAUUGCUUUUUUAAAUGUUUUUUUUUUUCAAAAUAAUAUGAUUGAUGCCUUGAUAUUUCAGACAGAGCCUUUUUAUUGAAUAAAUACGCUCAAAAAUUCAAUGUAUACUGGUUAAACAGAUUACGGUCUUUCCCUACGUUACCUACUAAAUUUUAACUUGAAUAUAUUUAUUUAUAUAUUUAUUUAUACUCUUCACAAAGCUGUUUUACAAGUUUUCACACAUUUGGUAAUUUUAAAGGUGCAUUUUGGCAAACUAAAAAGCCUUUGCAAUAACUAAAUGCUUCCAGGUUUUUAUUUCAAUUUUGUAUUUCAAAUGAUUUUAUGCACUGAAAUUGUUCAAGGAAAAUUCCAGUUUGUAGGUCAAUAAACUAUUUGCA